Messenger RNA from Penicillium diatomitis, 294 nucleotides. RefSeq lists its product as uncharacterized. Lineage: Eukaryota; Fungi; Ascomycota; Eurotiomycetes; Eurotiales; Aspergillaceae. Bases 1 to 294 code for a protein of 97 amino acids. The record is from RefSeq and is a predicted model, not a curated record. The transcript has a single exon.
AUGUCUCCUCAAAUCAUCACAAUCAACUACACUCCCGAAAACCGGCUCUCGCUCCAGGACGCGACCACCAAACAACCGCUCGGGAGCUUUCGGCUACUGCGUGAAGGGGACCGCCAAGUGCUGGUCAAGUUCUGCAAUGAGGCCUUCUCAAACGAGCGGGUGGGAUCAAGCAUGGGUGAGAAGGUGCAGGGCAUUGUCAGGCGACCGUCAACAACGGGUUCGUGGAAUGAACUCGGCGAUGUUGAAGAUGAAGCGAGGCACAAAGUGGUACAUUGGUACGACCAGGUCUCAUGA